This is a messenger RNA of Entelurus aequoreus (snake pipefish), 3532 nucleotides long. RefSeq names its product UDP-GlcNAc:betaGal beta-1,3-N-acetylglucosaminyltransferase 9 (gene b3gnt9). The coding region runs from base 219 to 1610 and encodes 463 amino acids. The record is from RefSeq and is a predicted model, not a curated record. Gene Ontology annotation, cellular component: membrane. Gene Ontology annotation, molecular function: hexosyltransferase activity. Lineage: Eukaryota; Metazoa; Chordata; Actinopteri; Syngnathiformes; Syngnathidae. The transcript is spliced from 7 exons.
CACGGGCACUGGUGUUCAGACAGAUGUUUCCAGUUUGUCUACUUUCCUCCUCUACUUUGGAUGCCUCUACUGGCUACAGAUGAUGGUUACUUUCUAGCCUCGCUGCAAAUAAAGCUAAGAUGAGUUUGACAGCAAAACCGGCAAAGUCUUCCAAGCGGAGAUGCUCAAGAGAUUUCUUACCACCGUAAUAUUGUUCAAUACUGCACUGAAGCCAAAAGAUGGUAAUGAUGAUGCUGACGAGGAGGAGGAGGUCUUGCCAGGUGAAAGGGGAUGUGAUGUGCACGAUCCUGCUGCUAGUGCUCUUCUGCCUGUUGUUCUAUGUGCGACAGGUCCUUCUGUCCUCUAACUCGGACAAACCUGCAUGGAAGUUGGAGAUCAUUCGUCCCACCAGCUCAAGUCGGAACCUGCUGGGAACCAACACCGCCAAAGUGGCCAAGAAGUCUCCAAGGCAGUCCCCAGUCAGCCACUCUGAGCCUCAAAUCCUGCUCUCAGAGCGCAAGUCCAAAAAACCCCAGGCCAAGUCCAAAGCCGAGUCCAAAUCCCCCAAAAAAUCCAAGUCGCGACAGAAGAAAGCAAAGCCGACCAAGCAGACCAAAGUCCCUCUGCCCACGAUGCCACCGUUUGACUUUGAGGGCUACCUGAGAGCGAAGGACAACCGCAACUUCAAGCUGCUGAUCAAUCAACCUGAGAAAUGUCAGAUGGGAGGAUGGGAACAAGCUGGAGGGAGUCACAUGAGCGACCUCUACAUGCUCAUCGCCGUGAAAUCCAUUGCUGCAGAUUUUGAUAAACGGCAGGUGGUGCGUAGGACGUGGGGUAAAGAGGAUAGCUUGAUCCGUACCGUCUUUUUGCUGGGGGUCCCCAGGAACCGGAGCGCCUUGCCUCUGUGGGAUCAGCUGCUGACCUAUGAGAGUCAAACCUUCAAAGAUAUCCUCCUGUGGGACUUUGAGGACACCUUCUUCAACCUGACACUGAAGGAAACUCACUUUCUAGAAUGGGUCAAUAGCACCUGUCCACAUGUCAGGUUCAUCUUCAAGGGUGAUGCGGACGUGUACGUGAACAUAGAAAACAUCAUGGAGCUGCUCCAAAGCCAAAAGUUUGACCAGGAUCUUUUUAUCGGGGAUAUUAUCAUCAAUGCAAAACCCAUUCGUCGCCGCACUUCAAAGUACUUUGUCCCAGAGUUUGUCUAUGGAGCUGCUUUGUACCCGUCUUACGCCGGGGGAGGAGGCUUUGUCAUGUCGGGCUACACCGCACGCCGUCUCAGCUCCGCCUGCCAGCGAGUGGAGCUAUUCCCCAUCGACGACGUGUUUCUGGGAAUGUGCCUCCAGCUGAUCGGCAUCAAGCCGUCACGCCACCAAGGUUUUCGAACCUUUGGGAUUCCCCGUCCGUCCGCCGCACCGCACCUCCAGACAUUCGACCCGUGUUUCUACAGGGAGCUCAUGGUGGUCCACAGCCUCAGCGUGCCCCAGAUAUGGCUGAUGUGGAACCUUCUGCACGACCCCAAACUAAGCUGCCACAACAGAACCAGACCGACAUCCGGACCCUUCAGGUGGAGGGUAAAAGAAAGAGAGAGUGAUUAUGGCGAGGAGCGGAUGUUUGUCUCGCAUGAUUAACUCACUGUCCGCUUAGAAGAGGAGGAGAAAAAAGGCUGCUUUUGCAAAGCACAGGUGGGUCACAUGACACCUUGGCCAAGUUAGCGGAUUAUGUGAAGUGAAAAAAUUGUUUUUUUCCAUUAAGGAGGAACAUUUUCUGCCAGGGCCAACGUGUUUAUGAGAUGUUGCCUCAUAGUCAUGUGGCUGACAUAAAACACUGAAUGCUCUCAAUGUGCUGUUUAACAAUUGACAAGACAUUCCAAAAAGUAGGACUGACUUUUCAAUGCAGCUUUGGGAUGAGCUGACAAUUGAUUGACAAUUGAUGGCUGAUUAAUGCCGUCUUGGAGUGAUUAAGGCAAAAUACUGCUUGGCUUCACCAACAGAGGUUUCUCCUCCAACAGCGUUGUUUUGCACAAUAUGACACGAAAAGGUCAGAACAUUCUUCCACCCUUGGAGUUCAACCUGGCACUUGUAGAAAAUGAAGAGUAAAUGAGUUAGAAAACGGCUAAGGCGAUGUUAUGCUGGGUGUGUAGUAAUAACCAACACGAACGCGUUACUUUCCAGUCAGCAUCUUUAUUCCCGUACCUGUAUUUACCUACAUUACAUUUUUCUUCUCCUCACCUCUCCGCAUCUCUUCCAUCUCACUCACUACGCCAUCUAGAGGCUGUACAAUGUAACUGAAAUAACUAUGGUUAACUCAAUGCAGUAGUGAACACAACAUCUCCUCCUUUCAAUAAAGGUGAAUUCCUUCAUAACAAAACUUACAAUUGCUUUUGUAAUUGGAUUCAAGUAACACCAUGCCUAUAAUAUUUUGGAAGUAAUAAAAUGACAACCAAUCAACCAUUACAGCAGCAUUUAACCGUAUGUAAAUUGCAUACCAAACAUUUUCAUGCAUAAAUUCUUUUCUUUUCCUUAACAACUAGCAAAAGGCAUGUUUAUGCAACUUCUUUAGUACAUGACAUAGUCCUUAGUCCAGUUAGGUGGUUGCCUACACCUCUCAGGUCUACUGUCCAUAUUUGUCUCUCGUUCAGAUUCGGUCUGUACAGUGUCAUUGUCCAUAGUGGUCACUUGUGGUAGUACAGAAAGGUGUGAUGCAUUCCAGACUCUACCAUCAUCCAACAGGUAGGUGUAUGGGCUUUUCUUCCGCACCACAGUUCUUGGCUUUGUGAAAUUUUGUUGUCCUUUCUUUACCUUCCAUGGCUUCCGAAUCCUGACCUGAUCACCAGGGUUGAAGGAUGUCUUCUUUGCACUCCUCUUCCUGUCUGUGUACUGUUUUGCGUAUUCCUGUAUCUUUUUAACUCGUUCACGCACCACAUUCUCGUUUACGUGGACAGGAGUCAUAUCCAUGAUUUGGAGUUUUGUUCUCAUUUGUCUUCCAUGAAGCAGCUGUGAGGGGCUCACUCCAGUGGUUGAGUGUGGAGUAGCUCUGUAAUCCAUAAGAAAGGACCUUGUGAAUGGCUUCCAGGGUGUCCCUUGUAUAGAAGCAGUCUGGAGGCAGUCUUUGAGCACUCUGUUGAACCUCUCAACUUCUCCAUUUGCACGGGGAUAAUAUAGAGAUGAUUUCAGGUGCACGAUUCCUCUUUGUUUUAGGAAAUUUGCGAAUUCAGAUGAUGUGAACGGAGUACCAUUGCAACUCACUAACUCUUUUGGAUUACCUUCCCGUGAAAAGGUUGCUAUGAGGAACUGGAUGAUUGUUGCAGUAUCAAUCUGUGCCACAAAAGCUACUUCUGGCCAUUUGCUGAAGUAGUCCACAAGCGUUACAGCAUAUCUGCAGUCUCUUGGUGCAGAUUCAAAAGGACCAACGAUGUCAAUUGACACUUUUUCCCAUGCGGCAUUGGGCAAAGGCACAGGUUGGAGUGGGGCAUUAUAGGUAGUAACUGACUUGUCAUUUUGUCUGCAUGUAUUACAGUCUUUGAUGAGUGAUUCAACUUGUGCGUCCAUUU